Messenger RNA from Oncorhynchus nerka (sockeye salmon), 4284 nucleotides. RefSeq names its product anillin-like. NCBI's taxonomy places the organism in Eukaryota, Metazoa, Chordata, Actinopteri, Salmoniformes, Salmonidae. The record is from RefSeq and is a predicted model, not a curated record. The coding region runs from base 142 to 3339 and encodes 1065 amino acids. The transcript has 25 exons. Gene Ontology annotation, biological process: actomyosin contractile ring assembly; mitotic cytokinesis; septin ring organization. Gene Ontology annotation, cellular component: actomyosin contractile ring.
GACGCACUUCCAAAGACCCGCUGAAAUUCAAAGUGUAUUUGAAAAGGCGUCAAAUGAACAGCCGUACGAAUCUUUUCGCAGUUUAUGCUCAGUUUUGACUUGUUUGCUUGACCUACACGGACACUUCUGUUGAGGAAGAUCAUGGAUGGGGAAUUUCGAAGUGGGUUGGCGACAGCUUUGAAGAGACAUAGAGACCCUUUGUCUGACACGGAAGACAAUGUCCACUCGUCUGAUGUCAAUGAUGUUCAGAAAAGGCGUCGCCUGGAGGUGUUGGGCGAGGAGAAUGUCAGCCCUACAAAGAAGUUUUCAACUAGAGAUCGCCAUCGGUAUGCAGAGCUGGUGAAGCCUGACACCCCUGCUCUCUGCUCUGUCCGCUCCAGAGUACAGCAACUAACCCAGAGACGUGAGGGGGGUGUUUUGUUUACAGGAGGGCAUGUGCUGGCUCAGAGAUGCCUCUCUGAUCCAGGGUCUGGGGUACCAUCCAUUAAAUUCCAGGAUGGAUUCAAAGAGCACCAUCUUAUUGGUGAGGCAGAAUUCAGCUCGCGGGUGGAGCGGUUUAAAUCCCCCACCACUCCUCAGGCCAGCCCCCUGCCAGCCAACCGGUGGCCCCGUACCCUCUCCAACGCUGUUACCAACUUACAACUGAAACUCGAGGCCAGUGACACGCCCAGCUCCAAACAAGCCUCCCGCAUACGCCAGGAGAGGGAGGAGGAGCUGCGUCUCAUAAGGGCCCAGCCAAUCACAGAGAAUGUCUUCCUAAAGCGAAGCUUCUCUGAUUCCUCACUGACUGAGAGGGCGACCCCACCAGUCUCCUCAUUCUCCCCUUGGAUGAUGUUUAGACGUAGCAGGAGACUGCAGUGGCCACCGUUCCAACCAUGGAAUCAGGCAGACCUCAAUGUGACUGGUGAUGAACCUUUUGGGGUGAAGGACGGCAGCUUUACCGAGACAUCUGUCUUCACUAAGGUCGAUGGAGUGGAGCCUCCAAUUCAAUACACCGAUAAUCCUGUGGCAAUCGAGUCAAAAGGAGAUGGUGAGGAGUUGGGUUCUUCUGUAGUUGAGGAGCAGAUGGGGUCCCUACAAGAGAAGGAGAUGAGGUCUUCUGUAGUUGAGUUGGGGUCCUUUGUAGAUGAGGACAUUGUGGGUUCCCCUUUAGGUGAGAAACAGGUGGGGUCUGCUGUAGGUGAAGAAGAGGGGGUAGUUCAGUCCCAACUAGAGAAGGUUGGGGACCUAUUAAGUGAGAAGAUGGAGUCUUCUGGAGUUGAAGAACAAGGAAAAGCAGAAAGUAUUUUAGUUGACGUCCAGGGUGAGAAGUCUGUUCUAGGUGAAGACCAGGGGGAGUUGGGUCCUUCUUUGGGUCCAGAGCAGGGAGAGGCCGCAAACGCAUCAGCUGUGUCAGACAGAGAACAAGGAGACUCUGAGCUUCUUACAGACGAGGAACUGACUGAUGAACCACAGUCAGAGGCCAGAGGGUUAAAGAAAGUCACAUUUAUCCUGGAGCCAGAAAUGAUCAAUGACUCAGCUCUGUCUGAGCUGGACUCUUCAUCUAGCUGGAAAAGAGAAAGUAUGUCAGAGACUGAGCUGAGCUCUCGCGAUGAAACCAACACCGCUGAGAUGAUUGACCUAAUGUUUGAUGAGGUGCUGGAGGCUGCUGCCCAGGGAAGGAUGGAAGAGGACACUGAGGAUCACAAUAGUGGCAUAGCCACAGCGAUGCGUGGAAUAGAGGAAACAGACACAGAGUUGGACAAAGCUGAGGAGGGUGAAGACCUGGAAGAAACCAAGGAACUGGACUCCAGUGCAGAUGAGCUGCUGUCCUUCCCACCCAGCUUUAUCCUCUCCCCUCUCAGCAAGUCUGUGGAAGCUGUGGUCACUCCUAUGAGACUUGCAGCCAAUCAGCUAGCCAACCCUCCAUCCCUACUUCUGACUCCUGAAGAGCUGACCACUCCCCCUGCUGAUAGUGCCCCUCUCUACAGCAUCGAUGCCUACCGCACUCAGAGACAGAGCACCAAGCCAGCCAUUCAGAGUGUAACCCCAAGGGUGCAGAGGCAUGCCGCUGAGAAGUCUCACCCCCAGCACUGUGUCAACACCAAGGAAAGGAUCAUGGUUCUGAAUGAGGAUGCUGCCAAGCUGCAGAUGGUCAUCAAACAGACGUUGCAGGCCCUGAGCUGCUGCACUGACGAGGACCACGGCAGGGGCUCCCUGGAGGAGGCAGAGGCUGAUAAACUGCUGCUCGUCUCCUGUGAGAAGCGGGCAGCCCUGCUGGCUGAGGUGGCCAGGCUGAAGGAGAGGGGGGGCUCAGUCUCUGAGGAUCUAGAGGGGGGUGGUGGUGAGGGGGACUCCGGCAUGUCCCAGCAGCCCUGCAGGGGCACCGUCAGCAUCAGCAGUGUCCAGCUCCCUCUCAAGGUGGAGUUUGUCUGCUCUGCCCGCACACAAACAGGUCGGCCCACUCAUUAUUUCUUUGUCCUGAUUCGUUAUGGACCCUGCAACAUCGUUGCGACCCCAUUGGCCACGGCAGUGGACGCCCAGAAUGGCGACACCAUCUCCUUCCCCACCUCCAUCACCCUGCAGGACAUUCGCUCCAACUUUGAGAUUGAUGUGGAGGUCUACAGCCUGUCCCACACCUCAGGGAACACCUGCAAUGUAGAUCUCCGCAGCUCCACCAAGUCAAGGGUCACUCCAAGGAAGCUUCUAAGCACCAUCAAGAGAUCCAACCAAAAUGUAACAUCUUCUACCAUGCCGCCCCUAAACACCCAGCGCACCAGCAACUUCUCUCUGGUUGGUUCUCACAAGAUCUCCCUGGCCUCCCUGGGCCAGAGCAAGUUCCCCCUGGACAAGAUGAAGUUUGAAGGCAAAAUCAGGAGACUCCUGGGAGAUGAGUUUCAGGAAAAGGUGCCCUUCCUGUCUCCACUAGAGGGAAACAUAUACCUGCAACUGGACAGCGAGAGCCACUCUAAUGUCCAGCACCAGGGCUUCCUUACAAUGUUUGAGGUGGUGAAUGGAUUUGGAGCUUGGCAUCGGCGCUUCUUUGUCCUGGAGGGAAACCACAUGUCCUAUUGGAACCACCCCAAUGACAGAGGCAGCAAGGCAGCAGAAGGCAGCAUCUCCCUGUCUAGUUCCUCUAGUCAGAGUGUGAAGCCAGUGAUGAGAGACUCCUGUGCUCGCCCCUAUACUUUUGAACUGGUCAGCAGCGUCCAGACUGCACAACAGGAUGACCAGGGCGCUCUGGCCAAGUGCUGGUUCUCAGCAGAUACUGGGGAGGAUCGAGGGGACUGGAUGGAGAACCUGAACCAGGUUCUCCUGGACCUGCAUACCUGGACUCGCUGCACCCCUGAACCAUGCUAAAGCACAGCCCAACAACCAGGCCAGCUGUGGGAACAUGAGGGACAGCAGUCUGUAACACACUGUUAUAAUCAUAUCUUUAUGAAUUCUUAUGAUUACCAUUGGGAGAUUAUUUUAGACUUGGGGAUAUUUUGCCUUUCCUUUGAUUUGUCACUUUCAAUAGCCAUUUAAAAUAGAGCUCCAUCUUGUUGCUUGAUAUGUAUACUAUUUACCUGAGCUUGAAGUAGAUGAUUUAAAUGAAUCCAUAUAAUCUACAAACACUAUUAAAUACGUAUCAAACCUAGUGCAGAAGAGCACUAACACUAAACAAAUGAUUAGUCCAAUAGUGCAGUUAUAAUUUUCAUUAGACUAACAGAAAAAUGCCAGACAUGGCUGCUGGACAAUAUGAUUUCACUACUACAGCAUUGCUGUAAUACCCUCAAGUGUAGAAAUAUGUCUCUCGGAAAUAAGAAAUCUGUACCUGACACAACCUACCUAAUCUAGAAACUUGUGAAUUUAGUGAUUCAACUAGAAUUGCAGUCAAGUUGAGUUAUAGUACUGUACUUGGAAAAACUGAGCUAUCUGCUACAAGGUAAAUAUGGACUAUUUCACAAGUUAAAUUCUUCAUGUUCCUUAACUGAAUCUAUUGCUGUGUUGUGCAUAACACAACAGGGGCCUGUCAACAAAGAUGGUACCCAAGCACUUCAAAUUGACUAUAGAAUGAUAAGGUGUAUAAUGUUAGUGCUUCAUCUCAUGAUAAAUCCUAGUAGCAGCCUAAAAGGUGGUGAAUGUAUAUGCUGACUGUAGUCAACCUAGUUUUUUUUGUUUUUCCUUCAUGUAUUUACUGUCAAUCGGUCAUUCUCUUUCUGUAUGUGGAUGUUAUCCCUAUAAAAUACCUGUCAACAUUCUUUAUAUGCACAUGAUUGAUGAAGGUACUACCAGUAAAUAAUACAAAUGGGUCUAAUGGCA